GUGCUGCAAGACAUUGUGGAGCUUGUAGGCGCAGAGCUUCUGAAGCAGGGACCGCAAGCAGUAACUAUGCUGCAGACCUGUCUGGGCGCUCCAUCCGCAGAGGUCCAAGGAGCGGCUGCCCGAUUAGCUUUGCAGAUGGUCGAAGACUUGGAAAAGGACGUGACGGGCCCUAUAGGCGCAUUAAUGCCCACCGUCUUUACAGUCAUGAAGAGCUUCGCCGUGGCAUCGGAGCAUGAAGAGAUUCUGAAGGAAACUUUGGAGUCCUUGAUCUCGGCAGCUGAUGAGGAGCCAGAGUUCUUCAAGGAGAACGGCCUGCAGCAAGUCUGGCCACUGCUGCUGGAGAUGUGCAGAGCUAACCACUGGGGCGAUGCACAAGUCCGACAUAGUGCCAUGGAAGCGGCGAUGUCCUUCUUUGAGGGUCUUUGCGCGGACUUCUGCAAAGCUGAGGGCCAGCCAUUUCUGGAGCAACUGAUUUUGCUCAACCUGGAAUGGAUGUUAGAGGUUGAGGAGAAUGUGGACACCUGGACUUCGAGUGCGGACAAGGAAGACGAAGAUGACCUGGACGACGAUCUCGUGGGUAUCGGUGAAGAAAAUCUCGACCGGAUGGCCCAGCAAUGUGCCGAAAAGGAGGCUCUCGAAGAGGCCUUCAUGCCAACUCUCUUCAAGGUUCUCAGAGCAGUCUUGGCUGCACCCACCAGCACCUGGAAGCACGUGAGAUCUUGCGUGAUGGCAGUGUCGCAGGCACCCCGCUUUGCUGGCCAGAAGGCACCGUCGCCAGGUCCGGCGACUUACAGCCCCUCAGCGUUGGGGCGGCCUCGGGUGUUGGCCUACACCUUUGGCCGGCCGAAGAAGAAGGCGCCCAAGCUUCGCAUGAUCGAGAUAACGAAGCUGGGCCUCGCGGAGAAGCUCGGGAGUGGAGGCCUUGGCACGGUCUAUGCAGGCCACUUCGGUGGCAAGGAGGCCGCCGUGAAGGUCUAUCGGCCCCAGCCAGGCUUACUGGCGGACCCCGACCAGGACCGCAAGGCGUUGCGAGAGGAAGCCAGCAUGCUCCAGCGGGUCGCCCACCCGCACAUCGUCGAAGCGAUCUGCCUAGUGUCCGAGCGGGGGGCCAUCGCUGGAUUCUGUAUGGAGAGGCUUGGAGAGUCCUUUGAGACAGCUUCCAGCCAAGGCCAUCUGUGCUGGCAACGCCUGGAGAAAGCUUUCGGGCAGCUCGUGGAG
Molecule: messenger RNA, 1218 nt
Organism: Symbiodinium necroappetens
Lineage: Eukaryota; Dinophyceae; Suessiales; Symbiodiniaceae
Source: the annotation of a GenBank genome assembly